AUAGAGUCGUGGUGACCCCAUGACAGCUUAGCUUGCUAACUAGCUAACCAGCUAACUGAUGCAGGACGGUCAGGGCUGCUAGCUAACUCUGCUAGCUGGAUAGCUAACUACCGCCAAGAAGCUCAUAAUGCUAAGAAAUGGUUUAACAGGCCGGGAUCUUGGAUGGAGUAAGUGUUGAGCCCCAAUGAGAUGACUGACCAGGGCAACAACAACCAGAAUAUCUCCCGCAACCCCUUCGCUGCUCUCUUCAGCUCACUGGCUGAUGCCAAGCAAUUUGCAUCUGGCCAGAAACCCGAACAGUCUGCUGAACCACUGGAGGACUCAGGAGAGAGCCAGUCAGAGUCAGAAAACUCUGUUUCGGACAGUGUUGAUGAAAAUGACGACUCCGUUGCAGAGAUCAGUCGCUCCUUCCGGUCCCGGCAGGAGCUGUGUGAGCAGCUCAAUGUCAAUCACAUGAUCCAGAGGAUAUUUCUCAUCACUCUGGACAACAGCGACCCCAGUUUGAGAGGAGGUAAUGGGAUCCCCCCUCGCUGUGUUUACCUGGAGGAGAUGGCUGCAGAUCUGGAUGGACAGGACUGGCUGGACAUGGAUAACAUAGAACAGGCUCUGUUUAACCGUCUGCUGGUGCUAGAGCCGGGGAACCACCUCAUCUACAUGACGUCAUGCAGCGCUGUCAACCUGUCUGCUGACCGUGACGCUGGAGACAAGUGUGCCAUCCGUUACCUCUUUGCUUGUUUCCAGAGAGCCAAAGAAGAGGUGACCAAGGUGCCAGAGAAGUUGCUGUCGUUUGCUGUACGCUGUAAGAACCUGACAGUUUCCAACACACGGACAGUUCUGCUCACCCCGGAGAUCUAUGUCACACAGAAUAUCUACGAACAGCUUCUGGACUUGUUGCUGGAAGGUUUCCGUGGAGCACAGCCAGAAGAGGUGCUUGAGUUUUUGGAGGAGAUCAUUGCUGGCCUGCUCUCUGACCAGGAGGUACGUACCUUCGGGGAGGUGAUAGUACCGGUGUUGGAUAUCUUCCAAGGACGCAUCAAAGACCUGGAUCUGUGCCAGCCUCUCCUCUACUCCUACCUAGAUGUCCUGCUUUACUUCAGCCACCAUAAAGAUAUUGCCAAGGUGUUGGUGGAACACAUUCAGCCCAAAGACCCAGCUAAUGGUUUGCAGUACCAGAAGACCCUACUGGGAACAGUGUUGAGUAUCUCCUGCUUGUUGAGAACCCCAGGUGUGGUGGAGGGACAUGGCUACUUCCUGAACCCCUCCCGCUCCAGCGCCCAGGAGACAAAGGUCCAGGAGGCCAACAUCCACCAGUUUAUGGGUCAGUUUCAUGAAAAGCUUCACCAGAUUUUGAAAAACCUGCUCCAGCGAUCUAGUGAGACGCGUCACUUGCUGCUGUCGUGGUUGGGCGGCUGUCUGCAGGCUAAUGCUGGCCGGGCCAAGAUAUGGGCCAAUCAGAUGCCAGAGAUUUUCUUCCAGAUGUACGCUUCGGAUGCAUUCUUCUUAAACUUGGGUGCAGCACUGCUGAAGCUCUGCCAGCCCUUCUGUAGGCCGCGGUCACCCAAACUGCUCACCUUUAACCCGACCUACUGCGCCCUCAAAGAGCUGAGUGAGGAAGAGAGGCGGAAUCGCAAUGUGCACGCAAGAGGUCUCGACAAGGAAACCUGUCUGAUCCCUCUGCCCCCUCAGCAGCCGGUGGAGUCUGCGCAGUCCUACAGCCUGCUGACUGAAAACCUCAUCCUCACACAACUCACCAUGCAUCUUGGCUUCCAUAGACUCCACGAGCAGAUGGUGAAGAUGAACCAGUCUCUCCACCGGCUCCAGGUGACAUGGCAGGAUGCCCAGCGAUCAGGCAACCCGAUGUCGGAACAGCUCCUGGAGCAGUUUGAGCGUCUGAUGAUUGUUUACCUGUCUAGCAAAGCUGCCACCACACAGCCCGCCAUGCUGCAAUGCUGCCUUAACCUCCAAGCUUCCACGGCUGCCCUGCUCGUUCAGCUUGGUUUGGGGAACCAGGGGCCUGAACAUGUAGCACUCAGUUUUCCCCUGCCCCCCCUACAGAACACUGUGCUCUGCUAUGUACCAGAGUUUUUUGCAGAAAACCUAGGAGAUUUUUUCGUCUUCCUGCGCCGAUUUGCUGACGAUGUUUUGGAGACGUCUGCAGAAAAUCUGGAGCAGAUUCUUAACUUCAUCACCGUCUUCAUGGGAAACAUAGAGAGGAUGAAGAACCCUCAUUUAAGAGCAAAGCUCGCGGAGGUCCUGGAGGCGGUGAUGCCCCACAUGGAGCCGGUGGCUUCUGGUGCUAUUCAGCCAAUCGUGUUCCAGAGAGAGAGAGUCUUCUGCUCCUAUAGACACGCAGCUCAUCUGGCCGAGGCCCUCAUCUCUGUGUUUGUCGACAUCGAGUUCACAGGUGACCCUCAUCAAUUUGAACAGAAAUUCAACUACAGGAGACCCAUGUAUCCCAUCCUCAAGUACAUGUGGGGCAAAGAGAGCUACAGAGAGAGUAUCAAGCACUUGGCGCACUAUGCAUCUGAAAACCUGGAGGCCAUGAACCCCCCUCUGUUCCUCAGGUACCUUAAUCUACUGAUGAAUGAUGCCAUCUUCUUACUGGAUGAGGCUAUUCAGUACUUGAGUAAAAUCAAGGUCCUUCAGUUGGAGCGGGAUAGAGGAGAGUGGGAAGGCCUGGCCCCCGAUGCCCGGAGAGAGAAGGAGUCGAGCCUGCAGAUGUUCGGACAGCUGGGACGCUUCCACAACAUCAUGUCUAAUGAGACCAUCGGCACACUGGCCUUCCUCACCUCAGACAUCAAGGGUAUCUUUGUGCACCCCUUCCUGGCUGAGAGGAUCAUCUCCAUGCUGAAUUAUUUUCUGCAGCACCUGGUGGGCCCUAAGAUGGGGGCCCUUAAAGUCAAGGACUUCAGCGAGUUUGACUUCAAGCCCCAGCAGCUUGUUUCUGACAUCUGCACCAUCUACCUGAAUCUGGGUGAUGAGGAGAAUUUCUGUGCUACAGUCCCAAAGGAUGGACGAUCGUACUCUGCCACCCUCUUCUCCCAAACAGUGAGGGUGCUGAAGAAAAUUAACAAGCCAGGGGACAUGAUCGUGGCGUUUGGACUCCUUGCUGAUAAAAUAAAGCCCCAUGCAGACAGACAGCAGCAGGAAGAAGAGACGUAUGCAGAUGCCCCUGAUGAGUUCCUGGAUCCCAUCAUGUCCACGCUGAUGCUCGACCCGGUCCUCCUCCCUUCCUCCAGUGUCACAGUUGACCGCUCAACUAUAGCAAGGCAUCUCCUCAGUGACCAGACAGACCCUUUCAACCGCAGUCCUCUGACCAUGGACCAGAUCAGGCCAAACGAGGAACUCAAGCAGCAGAUCUUACAGUGGCUGGAUAAGCAUAAGCAGGAGAGGCAGCAGCUGGGACCCAGUGGCUAGCUGCGAAACCUUGCUGUGAUAAACAAUGACUGCAUCCCUGUUUUCCUUCACAGCUUACAUCUAGCGUGCUCCUCUGCUUCUUGGCUAAUCCAUGUUGUGCUUGCCUCUGUGGAUUUCUUCAGACUAACAUUGCAUUAGCCUUUACAUGCAGCCUUCACGCUCCGUGGAUUCCCUCUGUGAAAAACUGUCCAGGCAAACUGUAGCCCACAGGCUGGUGACGACUUCAAAAUCCAUACCAAUCCACGCAGUAGCUGUUUGAUCCCAUGAUGCCCCAUGGUACCAUGAUGCACCCGCUGAUCUCUCUCCCUGAAUACUGUGUAUUAAUUAGCUUAUUAUUACAAUCAGAACUGUAGCCAGAAGCAUCAGUUUCAACAGGACUUGUUGAAUGUCCUAUAUGAACUCCUGGCUGACCAGCUGGCCCUAACCAGAUUUUAUACUGCAAGGUAAGUAUUUCUGGGAACUCUUAAGGCAGAACAUGGCUGGAAUUGUUAUUAUUUCAACUUGAUUUCAACUUCAUGAAAAAAAGCACUGCCUCUUAAAGUUCUUGAACACCCAAUGUUUCAUCGUAUCUAGUUAAGUCUCAAGCAGCAUUGUAAAUAAAAUCAGCAAUUAAAGGCAACAGCAAAGAUAAAACUAAAGAUUUGUGUGACUGUUACUUUAGUGGAGAUAAUAUAAAUUAAGAUGGAGAUAUUUCAAAUCCUGUUCACUAUAAUACGCACACCAAAGCACAAAACCAUACAGUGUACAACGUUUCUGUAUUUUAACCUAUAUAUCUAAGUGUCUUUGCAUCUUCAAGUGUACCUGCCUUUAAUCAAGCCGUAAUUACAGAUCUCAUUAGGAUCUGAGAGCUUGCUUCCUAAUGGGUUGUUGGAUAAGGAUUUAAACUGUGUUUAAGUUACACAGUAAUCAUACUAAUUUAAAACCUAUGUUCUAUUGGGGGCCAGUCUAACUAAAAUCCCACAAACUAAUACUAAUUAACAUUGUUGAGAUGGGCACCCUUAGAAUGCAAACAAAGAGUGUGUUAGUUCUUGGAUAACACAUUUUUGCUCGCAAUUUGUAAGUAAAAAUUGUCUCAGACUUUAGAAAGCUCCCUUCAGAGCAACAAGAGACAUAAUACAAUUCAUUUCACUGAGUACUCUUCAGGACAUUAAACUCCUCCUUGUGUAAAAUCUCUGAAGUGCCAUUUGGAGAGUCACAGUUAUCCGGGCCACAAUAUAACUAGCACAAAAAGGCAAGAAAAGUAUCAAAACAAUGAUUUCAAAUUCAAAUUGGACUUGUUCAAACUUGGAAACUGUUUUUAAAAUGUCAUCAAAUGAACCUAAACUGCCCACAAAGUCAGACAAAUGUAAAAAAAAAGAAGCCAUGCAGUUGCAGAAAUAUGCUUAAAAAUACAUCUCCAAAGCCUAGUUUUAAUAAUAAUGUAGAGACACAGCAAGACUCGACAUUUGCUGAUGUUGCUUCACAGAGGCGAAACAUACAUUUAUGAAAUGAUAUUCAGCUAGUUUAUUACAAAUAUGUUUAAAGAUCCCAAUAUUUUCUAAAUUCACUCACAACCCUUAAUUUUGUUGAUUUUAAGGUUGUUACAAUGAUCACUUAUUUGGAUCAAAACCUAUAAAAAAAGCUAAGUAAUAGGGUGUUCAAUAAUCUUUGACUGGCAGUGUAUUUAUUCAUUAUUAUCACUCUUUGAAUAAACAUUCACCAGAUUAA
This is a messenger RNA of Eleginops maclovinus (Patagonian blennie), 5124 nucleotides long. RefSeq names its product ubiquitination factor E4A (UFD2 homolog, yeast) (gene ube4a). Bases 190 to 3417 code for a protein of 1075 amino acids. The transcript has 20 exons. Gene Ontology annotation, cellular component: nucleus; ubiquitin ligase complex; cytoplasm. Gene Ontology annotation, molecular function: ubiquitin-ubiquitin ligase activity. Gene Ontology annotation, biological process: protein polyubiquitination. The record is from RefSeq and is a predicted model, not a curated record. NCBI's taxonomy places the organism in Eukaryota, Metazoa, Chordata, Actinopteri, Perciformes, Eleginopidae.